AGUGAUGUUGAUACAUCCAAAGCCAAUUGUACAAAAAGAAAGAAAGAUAAGCAAAACUCAGAGAAAAGGCAAGAUUUUUAAACUGGAAAGGAAAGACCUUUUUUUAUUUUUUUGUAAUUAUUUAUCAUCUCUUGGUUGCUAAUUCCAGCUCCAUUCAUGUUCAACUGAUCAGCCAUUUACCAUCUCUAGGCUUUUAGCUUCAACAUUUUGUGUUUUUACUCUUCCCUUUCUCUAUUUCUUUGGAAAUUUGGUUUUCUCUGCCUGUGAAAUACUUGUAGGCCGUAGCAGUGGCUUAACUUUUGAUUCUUCUGCUGGAUUUUUACUUUUUGCAAUACAUGAGCAAAAAAAACACUGUUUCGUUUUUUGGGGUGAUGAGGUUUUGUUGCUUUCCUGUAUUCCAUUCUUGUUUCUGUAUCUUUUCUAUUUCUUUACCAGAUUCUUCACCUCUGGUUUUUCCAUCGUAAAUCCUUUUCGGGUUUUUUUUUUAAAUAUUAGUUCCUUUAAAAAUUUUUUUUUAACACCCCCACAUGCAUGUUAUUGGGUUCGUCUGAUCUGGAUUGGAUCACAAGGAUCUAUCUUCAGAGAGGGGAAGAGGGGGUGGUGGGAUUUUGGUGCUCGAGUCUCUUUGUGCAGCAUCUUUGAGAAGAAGAAGGUGAGAUUUCUUGGCCUAUUGGAUCCUUUUCCUGCUUUGGACCAAGCAAAAUUCUUUGCUUGUACUUCUUGAGGAUAGCUGCAGUUUUCUCACUGUGUUAUUUUCUUGUGCUACCUGGGUGAAACUUGAACUGGGUCUGAUUCUCUUUUCGGGAAGAUUGCUAGUUAUUUCUCAUAUUGUCAUCUUGGCAGCCAGUUUUUGAACUGGGUCCAUUUCUUCUAUUAAAAAUUAAGUGGUUCAUGCGAGCAAAUGGUUGAUGGGUGUUGAUUAUGUUACCUCCUGUUUUUUUAGGUUAUAAUUUGGGGCGGUGAUUAGCAAUCAUAUUCAACGUUGGAUGAUAGAAUUGAGGUUUUGAUUGUGUAUGUUAUUGUCUGGUUUCAUCUUUAUAUACUCCUGAGGCAUGGCGGGGAUUGAUAUUUCAAAAUAUGUCCAUAGUUCUGUGCACAAGGCCAUUGCAACGAGAGAUUAUGCCACCCUCAGGAAGAUACUUGCUGGCCUUCCACGACUUUGUGACCCUGCUGAGAUUCGGACAGAGGCAGUUUCAUUGGUUGAGGAAGAGAAGGCUGAUACUAUCUCUGCAGUCAUUGAUAGGCGUGAUGUUCCAAACCGUGAUACUCCCCUUCACUUGGCUGUCAAACUGGGUGAUGAGAAUGCAACCGGGAUGCUUAUGGUUGCUGGUGCUGAUUGGAGCUUGCAGAACGAUCAGGGUUGGAGUGCACUUCAAGAAGCCAUUUGCAAUAGAGAAGAGGGGAUAGCAAUGAUCAUAGUAAGGCAUUGCCAGCCAUUGGCUUGGGCAAAAUGGUGUAGAAGGUUGCCCCGUUUGGUGGGGACCAUGCGAAGGAUUAGAGACUUCUAUAUGGAAAUUACAUUCCAUUUUGAGAGUUCUGUCAUACCUUUCAUUUCCAGGAUUGCACCUUCAGAUACGUACAAAAUUUGGAAGAGAGGUGCAAAUUUGAGGGCAGACAUGACUUUGGCUGGUUUUGAUGGUUUUCGGAUUCAGCGUUCAGAUCAGAGUAUCCUGUUCCUUGGCGAUGGGUCUGAGGAUGAGAAAGUCCCUCCUGGAUCACUUUGCAUGAUCUCACAUAAGGAGAAGGAGGUGAUGAAUGCUUUGGAUGGUGCUGGUUCUCCAGCAACUGAAGAGGAGGUUCGGCAAGAGGUGGCUGCAAUGUCUCAGACUAACAUAUUCAGGCCAGGAAUUGAUGUCACCCAGGCAGUUCUUUUGCCACAGUUGACUUGGAGACGGCAGGAAAAAACAGAACUGGUGGGCCCAUGGAAAGCAAAGGUCUAUGAUAUGCACAAUGUGGUUGUUAGCAUCAAAUCUAGAAGGGUUCCAGGGGCUAUGACAGAUGAUGAGUUCUUCUCAUCCUGCAAUGAGAAUGAAACAGAGAGUGAGGAGCUCAAUGACAUUUUGACCGAAGAAGAAAGAAGGCAACUAGAAGUUGCUCUUAAAUUGGAUUCAUCGGAAUUGACUAAUGAGAAUGGUGAUGGGAUUAUUGCUCAUCGUCAUAGCUGUUAUGAGCAUAGGGAGAUUCCUAUUGAAGAUGGGAAUAGUUGUAGAAAUGGAGAGACUAAGCAGGAAAAGAAAGGGUGGUUUGGCGGAUGGAGGAAACGGGAUUCUAAAGUUGAAGGGCAGAAGAAAAUUGUUCCACCAAGAAAUUCCCUUUGUGUUGAAGAGAAGGUGAGUGACUUACUAGGGGACUCUCCAUCUGGAAGUCAGACUAAACCAGGAAGGCAUUCUGUUGAGAUUGUUGUGAGGGAGGAGCACCGGAAAGGAAGAGAUACUAAGACAUCUGCUUCUUUGAGUACCGAGAGCAGUAAUCGGCGCAAGGAAGGAAGUCGUGAGAAUGAAUAUAAAAAGGGAUUGAGGCCUACUCUCUGGCUUUCACCAAACUUCCCAUUACAAACUGAGGAACUUCUUCCAUUGCUUGACAUCCUUGCAAAUAAGGUUAAGGCAAUUCGUCGUUUAAGAGAGCUGCUUACAACCAAACUUCCAUUGGGAACCUUUCCUGUGAAGGUUGCUAUCCCAGUGGUACCCACCAUCAGAGUACUGGUUACAUUUACCAAGUUCGAAGAAUUACAGCCACUGGAUGAAUUUGCAACUCCACCUUCAAGUCCUACAGCUACCGGACGAGAAAGUCCUGCAGCAAUACAGUCCUCAAGUUCAUCCUGGUUUCAGUGGAUGAAAGCUCCUUACCACCGCCCCGGCUCAUCAGCUGGUGGUUCUAGCAGUAGGAUAGGGAACAUUCAGGACCCAUUUGUUAUUCCUCCUGAUUAUACAUGGAUUUCAGCUGAAGCAAAGAGAAAGAAGAUGCAGGAGAAAAACAAAUCAAAGAAGGCAAAAAGUCAGAAUCAUUGAAGUUGGGAUUGCGAGCGAACCACAAUGUUAAAGAGGUUUAGCUUGUGCAAAGAACUCAGCAGGUACCAAAUAGGCAAUAGUGUUUCACAACACCAUGAAAAUUAUGACACUGUAACGGAAAAAUAUUGAUCCCAUUCAUUGAGGGAUAUUUGGUAUAUCAUUGUGGGUGUGUGGAUGUGGGGUUUGGCUGGAAAGAAAGGAAGAAAGGAAUGUUGUAGUUCUUACGACAAUUGCUCGCCUUGAUGGGUAGAUGUGUACACCAUUGAGAUUGCUUUGAUUCAUUUCCUUCUUAUAUGCGACUGAUUCGUUAAAUCUUACAAUAGUUACUGACAAAAAAUGUAUAUAUUAUGAACCUUCUCUCAUUUUCUUAA
Messenger RNA from Hevea brasiliensis (rubber tree), 3379 nucleotides. RefSeq lists its product as uncharacterized. Gene Ontology annotation, molecular function: protein binding. NCBI's taxonomy places the organism in Eukaryota, Viridiplantae, Streptophyta, Magnoliopsida, Malpighiales, Euphorbiaceae. The transcript has 2 exons. The coding region runs from base 1053 to 3008 and encodes 651 amino acids. The record is from RefSeq and is a predicted model, not a curated record. Gene Ontology annotation, cellular component: cytoplasm.